AUGGACUCAAAAAAGAUUAAAGAUACUCUUCUACUUCCCAAGACUGAAUUUCCGCUGAAAAACACUAAUCAUUUAGAAACGGAAAAAAAAAUCAGAGAAUUGUGGGAAGAAAAACAAAUUUAUCAGCAAGUAUUAGAAAGAAAUAAAAGUAAUCAGUCCUUUGUCCUUCAUUCGGGUCCUCCUUAUGCGAAUGGUAAAAUUCACCUGGGGCAUGUUUUAAACUUCCUAAUUAAAGAUAUUAUUGUCCGUUCCCAGGCUUCCACGGGUUAUUAUACUCCUUUUCUGCUUGGUUGGGACGCCCAUGGUUUACCUAUCGAACACAAAAUGCUUCAGCUUCAUAAAGACAAAAAAAAUGAUUUGCGACCACUUUGCCAUCAAUUUGCCUUAGAACAAGCCCAAAAUCAACGAGAACAAUUAAAAAAAUUAGGAUUAUUUACUAAUUAUGACAAAUAUUACAUUACUCUGGAUAAAAAUUAUGAAGCCGAACAAUUGCGAGUUUUUGGUGAAAUGGUGAAAAAAGGACUAAUUUAUCAUGGUUAUCGUCCGAUUCAUUGGUCGUGGAGCCACGAAACAGCCUUAGCCGAAAAUGAAAUAGAAUAUUUAGAAAAAAAAGAUACUUCUCUUUAUUUUAAAAUUAAGUUGGUAGAAAAUCCUAGAUUUUCAGUAGCCGUCAAAAAAACAGCCUCUUAUGCUUUGGUUGAAUAUAAUAAUGAAAAUUUAAUAAUUUUGGAAAAAUUAAAAGUAGAGAAAAUAUUAGAUGGUGAAAAAUUAUUGGGAUUAAAUUAUUUUCAUCCUUAUCGGAAAGAUACCCAAGGAUAUGUUGCGGAUGGCAGCGAUUUUAUUGAGGAGGGGGAAGGCACGGGAAUAGUUCAUUUGGCACCCGCUUUUGGAGCCGAGGAUUUUGGUCUGGCAAAAAAGGAAAAGUUGGUUAUUGAAUGUCCUCUAGAACCUAAUGGCUUAUUUAAUGAAAAAAUUGGAGUUACAGAAGUAAUUAAUAAACAUUAUUCAGAAGUUAAUCAGUAUGUUAUCACUAAUUUAGAAAAAAGGAAUUUAAUAGUAAAAAAAGAAAUAAUUACCCAUAGUUAUCCCCAUGAUUGGCGUGAUAAAAGUCCCCUGGUUUAUCGGCUAACUAAACAAUGA
Molecule: messenger RNA, 1140 nt
Organism: Ambispora leptoticha
Lineage: Eukaryota; Fungi; Glomeromycota; Glomeromycetes; Archaeosporales; Ambisporaceae
Source: the annotation of a GenBank genome assembly